Molecule: messenger RNA, 369 nt
Organism: Prorocentrum cordatum
Lineage: Eukaryota; Dinophyceae; Prorocentrales; Prorocentraceae
Source: the annotation of a GenBank genome assembly
GAGGAGGCAGCCGAGGCCCUUAUCCAGGAGCACCGCCGCGCCGCGGGGGCCCGGCAAGAGGCGCGGCGGCCGCGGGCCUCUGCGCCGCCGGCCUCUGCGCCGCAGGCCUCUGCGCCGCCUCUCUUCACGCCGAUCUUUUCCAGUGCUCGGCCCCUGUGGCUGGCGCCUAGGGCUUCCGCGCCUAUAUCCUAUCAUCCAGCGUCGUGGCCACUGGAUGUUCCACAUGUGACUCCAGCCACGUGGGCUUUCAGCCCUCAGGUCAUGCUGACGCCGCUUUUUUGUUCUUCCAUGAGCGGCGGCGCGCCCGAGCGGACGGGCGACGGGCGCGCGGGCGAGCUCCAAGAGCGAGCGGACUCGCGGGCCUGGUGA